This is a messenger RNA of Acaulospora morrowiae, 141 nucleotides long. The record is from the annotation of a GenBank genome assembly. Lineage: Eukaryota; Fungi; Glomeromycota; Glomeromycetes; Diversisporales; Acaulosporaceae.
AUGAAUGAUUAUCUAUUACCCGAACGACCAAGUAAACGAGUCUUCUAUGGUUCCACAACAAGCAUGUUCGACGAAGAGGAUGAAGAACAGUAUUUCGCUUUUAGCAAAGCUGCAGCUGACUCAGAAUUCUCCAUUGUUGGC